UGUGACCAAAAGGGCUGUUCGUUCAAGAGUGCUGCGAAGGGAAACGCAGCAGUUACCUUUAAAAAUGAACCUACCUGCGCGCUCAUGCGCAUGCGUUCCAGAAAAGUUCGGUGGCGUUAGCUCACCGCUUCAAGUCACCUUUUACCAGCGAGAAGAGACGUUUUCGAUAUUUAAAGACGUACUGCGUUUGAGACAGCUUCUGGGGACAACAGUGCCUCUUCUCUCCGAGCUUCGGGGGGAAAUAUAAACUACCUACCUCGUACUUGUGGGACUUCCAGCACGCGGGGAAAUGAUGUUCGUUAGCUGAAGUUUGUGUUUACUGAUGUUGUAGUGGCUAACUAGUUAGCUCGGUUAGCUUGUUAGCGUGAAAACUGCGCGUUGCGACCCUUUCGCAACUAUCUUUAAUGGGCAAUAUUAGCUGGAAUAUAAGCACAUUGGUUCGUGCAUUCUAAAAUAACAGUUCAUCUUGUGUUGUUGAAGUUUAAACAUAUAAACGGUUCGCUUAUAAGUCGUGAAAGCGCUCAAACUGACUUUAAAAAGCUGCUGCGAGCUUUGAAACGCCUUCACUGGAUACACACUUUGUGGAUACGGAUGAAAUAUCGGGGUCAGAACGUUCUACCUGCCACCUGCUCCCUCCGUGUCGAACUUAGUUCGUCGUCCUGGUCCGCUAUGACCCCCCAGUUCAUCAAGUAAAAACCCCGUGGAGAGAGAGCGCAGACCUCCAACCAUGGGAGGAUGUGUGGGGAGAUACUGGGGAGACUCGCAUAACCGAGGGUCGGCCAGGAACGGUGGACGAGGAGGACGGAACGAGCCGCUGAAAAAAGACCGUCCCAAGUGGAAGAGCGACUACCCGAUGACGGAGGGACAGCUGAGGAGCAAGAGAGACGAGUUCUGGGACACGGCGCCGGCGUUCGAGGGCCGGAAGGAGAUCUGGGACGCCCUGAAGGCCGCCGCCGUGGCCCUGGAGUGCAACGACCACGAGCUGGCCCAGGCUAUAGUGGACGGAGCCAGCAUCACUCUGCCGCACGGGACUCUGACCGAAUGUUACGACGAACUGGGGAACCGCUACCAACUGCCAGUCUACUGCCUAGCGCCCCCCGUCAACCUCAUCUCAGAAUGCAGCGACGAGGACCGCAGUGACAGCCCCGAACCCCCCGUAGCAUCGAAAAAAGAAUUUCAACUCAAGGUACGACUGUCCACGGGAAAGGACGUACGCCUCAACACCAGCAUGGCCGACACCAUCGGGCAGCUGAAGAAGCAGCUGCAGGCCCAGGAGGACAUCGACGUGCUGCAGCAGCGCUGGUUCUUCUCUGGCAAGCUGCUGACGGACAGGACGCGCCUACAGGACACCAAGAUCCAGAAGGACUUUGUCAUCCAGGUCAUCGUCAACUCACAGGUGUCGGGAGCCCCCAAACCGUCACCCAUAACCACUCCCUCUUCGCCCAAGUCCCAGUGAUCGCAGCAGGUUGGAGCAGAGGUACCGCCCCACAACCAUGUUGCGUUUGGAAGAAAACACAAUUUUUGGAGGCUUAAAUUAAAAAGGGGAAUGCAGAAAGAAGUGCUGCUUACUUUUUAACAUUUCUGGUUUGUGUUUAUUUGGAGGAGCAGUUUGCCAAGUCUGGACAUGCUCACCGUCUCUGACCCACUUUCAAACGGAAGUCGAGCUCAUCGCGCUGGCGGAAACGCCACCCUUCGCCACUGCAUACACAGACUCGGCCUCUGGGCUUUUCAUCAGCUACGUGGAUGAAACGCAGAGAGGUUCCUGUUGGAUUAAAUCACACAGACAUUUAGCAGCUCUGGUGGAGCGUACGAUGCAACACAUUUCUUUUACUGACAAAAUACUAACUGAGCUGUUUUGCACAAUUAAAGGUUCUUACUAUACUUCUGCGGUAGAUUGUGUGCCUUCAAGAUAUUAAAAAAAGGGUUAAUAUAAAGGAUGAGAAACUUCCUGCUAUAGGCUGAACCCUGUGUAUUUUUUUAGAUUCAAAUCAAUCAUCAAUUGCUGUCACUGCUGCCUUUAUUAUGCUGUCUUAUAAUGGGUGUGUAUGUGUUAAUGCAGAAAAAAAAUCUUCUAUAAAAUCCAGUUUUCUGCCUUUCAGACGGCUUCAUGACCACUAGGAGGAGCCACACCGCCCCUUUCUGUUCUGUUUUUUUUUAUUAUUGUUUUGUGGGUUUUUUCCCCUCUCUCUCUCUCCAGCUGAUGAUUGUAAUUACUUCAUAUUCCCUGAAACUAUAAAGGAAAAUUCCCUUCACCAGCAUAGAAACGGACGUGGAGUAGUGAGUCAAAGCUGUGACCCAAAACCCACAUUGAGAGAUUCAGAUGUUGGUUUGAACUCUCCGAGACUUGUUCCCCCCCCAGUGGUGGCAUGUCGUAUUGAAAAUUGUGAAAUAAUGGUCCACAAAUAAACAAAGAGUGGAAAGGAAGUGAAUUGUUCAUUU
Messenger RNA from Gambusia affinis (western mosquitofish), 2439 nucleotides. RefSeq names its product ubiquitin domain containing 1b (gene ubtd1b). Gene Ontology annotation, molecular function: protein binding. NCBI's taxonomy places the organism in Eukaryota, Metazoa, Chordata, Actinopteri, Cyprinodontiformes, Poeciliidae. The record is from RefSeq and is a predicted model, not a curated record. The transcript has 4 exons. The coding region runs from base 728 to 1456 and encodes 242 amino acids.